AUGUCCUGUGUUCACCAGCAAACAAAGAAGGAAAUGGCCCGGUGCCACAAAUGGCUGAAGAUGUUUCAACAUUGGGAUAAAUAUAAAGGCAGCCAAAAGAUGUCUCGCCGGGUGUACAAGGGGAUUCCCCCCCAAGUGCGGGGUCGGGCCUGGUCUCUUCUACUGGGAGUGGACAAGGUCAACAUGCAGAACCCAGGAAAAUACCAGGCAGCCUGUGGGCCGUCUCUGGACUCUGUGCGGGGGGCGCUCAGUGACAGCCAUCCCUCAUGGCGAAUCCAGACAGAGGUGGGUUACUGUGAGGGCAUGAGCCACAUUGCUGCCAUCCUGCUCAUGCACCUAAACGAGGAGGACGCCUUCUGGGCACUGGUCCAGCUCAUGACAAAUCGGCGUCACAACAUGCACGGAUUCUACAUACCAGGAUCCCCAAAGCUCCGCAUACUCCAAUUCUUUCAUGAGCUGUUGCUCAGAACAAUACUGCCUCAGCUACAGAAGCACUUGAAGUCGGCCCAGUUCUACUGGGGCCUCAUCCCAGGACACAGCUGGGCAGCGAGUCUACCAAUGCUUGAGAGGACAUCCCCACCCAUUGUCCUCAAGGCUGAGGACACAUAG
Galeopterus variegatus (Sunda flying lemur) is the source of this 609-nucleotide messenger RNA. Its product is annotated as USP6 N-terminal-like protein. The record is from RefSeq and is a predicted model, not a curated record. The transcript is spliced from 7 exons. Lineage: Eukaryota; Metazoa; Chordata; Mammalia; Dermoptera; Cynocephalidae. Bases 1 to 609 code for a protein of 202 amino acids.